AACAGAAAAAUGCAUCAAGGAAACCAGACCACCAUCUCCGAGUUCAUCCUUCUGGGACUUUCCGACCAGAGAGAGAAGCAGACACUGCUCUUCGUGCUCUUCCUGGCUAUGUACCUGGUCACUGUGGCUGGGAACGGGCUCAUCAUUCUGGCCAUUGGCUUGGACACGCACCUUCACACCCCCAUGUAUGUCUUCCUUGCCACCUUGUCCUUUGCUGAUAUGUCCUCCUCUUCUACCUCCAUCCCCAAAAUGCUGAUGAAUAUUCAGACCAAGAAUCAGUCCAUCUCCUACAACAGCUGCAUCACCCAGAUGUACUUUUCCAUUGUCUGUACUGUCACCAACAAUUUCCUCCUGGGGGUCAUGGCCUAUGACCGCUUCAUGGCCAUCUGCCACCCACUGAACUACACCACCAUCAUGCACCCUGCGCUUUGCACUUGCCUCACGGUCAUCCCAUGGGUCCUCAGCAACAUUGUGGCCCUGACGCACACCCUUCUGCUCACCCAGUUGAUCUUCUGUGACAGCAACACUCUCCCACACUUCUUCUGCGACUUGGCUCCCCUGCUCAAGCUGUCCUGCUCCGACGUGGUGCUCAAUGAGCUGGUGCUCCUUAUCAUGGGCUUGUCAGUCAUCAGCCUCCCCUUUGCUGUCAUCCUUUUCUCCUAUAUCUGCAUCAUCAGGGUUGUGUUGAGAAUCUCGACCUUAGAAGGAAAGUGGAAAGCCUUCUCCACCUGCGGCUCCCACCUGGCUGCUGUGUUGCUCUUCUACGGGACCAUCAUGGGGGUUUACUUUUUUCCCUCCUCCACCCACCCAGAGGACACAGAUAAGAUUGGUGCGGUACUCUUCACUGUGGUGACGCCCAUGGUGAACCCCUUUAUCUACAGUUUGAGGAACAAGGAUAUGAAAGGUGCCCUGAGAAAGCUCAUCAAUAAAAAAUGGGGUUCCUCCCUUUGA
Messenger RNA from Heterocephalus glaber (naked mole-rat), 951 nucleotides. It is a transcript of the gene Or1s1, whose product is annotated as olfactory receptor family 1 subfamily S member 1. The record is from RefSeq and is a predicted model, not a curated record. Gene Ontology annotation, molecular function: G protein-coupled receptor activity; olfactory receptor activity. Gene Ontology annotation, cellular component: membrane. NCBI's taxonomy places the organism in Eukaryota, Metazoa, Chordata, Mammalia, Rodentia, Bathyergidae. Gene Ontology annotation, biological process: G protein-coupled receptor signaling pathway.